AUGCCUCACGUCACAGAAUUCAUAUACUUCCAGCCCAAGAGCUCCAUGAAGCCCGAGGAUCCCUCUAACGAGGAGGGCGCUGCCCUUGCUCAGCUCUUCAAAGCUACAACACAACAAAGUGGACACCUUGGCUCAGCAUGGGGUCGUACAAAGGAGGAUGAGAACGUUAUCGUUUGGGCAAUUGACUGGUCCGAUGCCCACAGCGGAAUCCAACAAACCAACUCGCCUCUGGACCCCUACAUCGCCGAAAACACCCAAAUAACAACGCUCUACACAACCCUCACGCCCCCCGACUCCGACGACACCCCAGUAACAUCCGCGCUUGUCUCGAACCCUAUCACCGAGCUCGCGCCCCUCCCCUUUCCAACCUCGCUCUCGUCAUCCGACCGCUCCUCCUUAAUCGCAGACCUCACAACCUUCCGCAAGACCCUUGCUGAAGACGCCGAGGAGAAUGUGCGCCCUAAGUCAUUCCUGUUAGGGCAGGUUGAGAGGCCUGGGGAGUUUGAGCACAGCAAGAGCGAGUCUGGUCAGGCUUUCUUGCAUUUCCUUGUUCUGGGCUGGGAUAGUACCGAGCAGCAUCAGCAGGCGAGAGACACGGACGGGUUCAAGACUAAGAUUGGACCCAUUCGGGAGAAGAUGGUUGCGCCGUUGGAUCGGUUGGGGAUGAGGCACGUUAAGUUUCAGAAGGUAUAA
Molecule: messenger RNA, 693 nt
Organism: Aspergillus mulundensis
Lineage: Eukaryota; Fungi; Ascomycota; Eurotiomycetes; Eurotiales; Aspergillaceae
Exons: 2
Coding region: 1-693 (230 amino acids)
Source: RefSeq, a predicted model, not a curated record